AUGUGCCUGCGGUCCCGGCGGGGCGAUGAAGCAGCGAUGACGGCCGGAGAGGGGACCCUCCGGCCCUGGAAACCCGACCCGGGGCAGGUGGAGGGGGGUCGGCCGCCCCCGGGGCCAUCGCUGCCCCUGACCCUCACCGUCCUGGCCUGGCUGGGCACCGGCACCACCAUGGCCGGCCUCAACAAAUGGAUCUUCGCCACCCACGGCUUCCGCUACCCGCUGCUGCUGUCGUCCCUGCACAUGCUGUCAGGGGUGGCCGUGGGGUACCCGCUGGGCUGGGCACGGGGACCGUCGCCGCUGGCCCCCCGGCCCCGCGCCAGGAUCUACCUGCUCAGCCUCACCUUCUGCACCAGCGUGGCGUUGGGCAACCUGGGUUUGAGCUACGUGCAGCUGGACGUGGCGCAGGCGGUGGCCACCACCACCCCGCUGGUCACCCUGCUGCUGUCGGGGCUGCUGGGGGGCCGGCGGCACCACCCGCUGCAGUACGCCGCCAUGGGGCCCGUCUGCGCCGGGGCUGCCUGCAGCAUCGCCGGCGGGCUCCGCUUCCACCAGCCCGGCUGCGGUUUCCUCCUGGCCGCCACCGUCCUCCGCGCCCUCAAGUCCAUACAGCAGAGUCUGCUGCUGCAGGAGGACCGGCUGGACGCCCUCUCCCUGCUCUGCCUGACCUCCCUGCCCAGUUUCUGCCUGCUCUUUGGGGCGGCCGUGGCGCUGGAGGUGGGUCCCUCCUGGGAGGGUGUCCUGCGUUACGAUGGCACCCUCUGGGCCUGCGUCCUGCUCAGCUGCCUGGGCUCCGUCCUCUACAACUUGGCUACCUUCUGCAUCCUCUCCCUCACCUCCGCCCUCACCGUCCACGUCCUGGGCAACAUCACCGUGGUGGGCAACCUCCUGCUCUCCCGCCUCCUCUUCGGCAGCCACCUGAGCGGGCUCAGCUACCUGGGCAUCGGGCUGAUGCUGGCCGGGAUGUUCAUGUACCACCAGCCGGACCUCAUCGCGGCACGCUGGGCGGCACGGCCGGGCCGGGGCCCCCCCAGGAGGGAAGAGCCCAGCGAAGGGGACGGGGAUGGGGACGGCUCAGACCCACCCGCCAUCCCUCCAGGACAGUGCCGGGCUGUGGCACGGCAUACGCUCACCUUGGCAAAGAGAUGA
This is a messenger RNA of Gavia stellata (red-throated loon), 1146 nucleotides long. It is a transcript of the gene SLC35E4, whose product is annotated as solute carrier family 35 member E4. The transcript is spliced from 3 exons. Bases 1 to 1146 code for a protein of 381 amino acids. The record is from RefSeq and is a predicted model, not a curated record. Gene Ontology annotation, molecular function: antiporter activity. NCBI's taxonomy places the organism in Eukaryota, Metazoa, Chordata, Aves, Gaviiformes, Gaviidae. Gene Ontology annotation, cellular component: Golgi apparatus.